Molecule: messenger RNA, 1704 nt
Organism: Pelobates cultripes (western spadefoot toad)
Lineage: Eukaryota; Metazoa; Chordata; Amphibia; Anura; Pelobatidae
Source: the annotation of a GenBank genome assembly
AUGGCAGCAGAGAGGGAGCCCCCACCGCUUGGGGAUGGGAGACACACUGACUUUGAGGAGCUGGAUGACGGCGAGGACCUCUUCACCAGCACAGUGUCCACCAUGGAGGUGAGGGCACCAUCCUCUAGUGUCAGGGUUCUUCCUGUUAUCUUCUUCUCUGGGCUUCCUGCUCAGGGGGAGAUCAUGUGACCAGUAGAAGGCCUGGGGUGUCCUCACAUACACCACUCUACUGUGUCAUGUCAUGUGUAUCCCCUGUCCUGUGUGCAGCCCCUCAGUGUGACCAUACAGCCAGGCCUUGGGCCAGCACAGAGCAUCCCUUCUAUGUACCUACCUGGACAGAAAGUGACCCCCUGCACAGUGACAGCCUAUAGAGCAUCCCUUCUAUGUACCUACCUGGACAGAAAGUGACCCCCUGCACAGUCACAGCCUGCAGAGCAUCCCUUAUAUGUACCUACCUAGACAGAAAGUGACCCCCUGCACAGUCACAGCCUGCAGAGCAUCCCUUCUAUGUACCUACCUAGACAGAAAGUGACCCCCUGCACAGUCAGUCAGAGCCUACAGAGCAUCCCUUCUAUGUACCUACCUAGACAGAAAGUGACCCCCUGCACAGUCACAGCCUAUAGAGCAUCCCUUCUAUGUACCUACCUGGACAGAAAGUGACCCCCUGCACAGUGACCGCCUAUAGAGCAUCCCUUCUAUGUACCUACCUGGACAGAAAGUGACCCCCUGCACAGUCACAGCCUAUAGAGCAUCCCUUCUAUGUACCUACCUAGACAGAAAGUGACCCCCUGCACAGUUAUACAGUCAGAGCCUACAGAGCAUCCCUUCUAUGUACCUACCUAGACAGAAAGUGACCCCCUGCACAGUCACAGCCUAUAGAGCAUCCCUUCUAUGUACCUACCUGGACAGAAAGUGACCCCCUGCACAGUGACCGCCUAUAGAGCAUCCCUUCUAUGUACCUACCUGGACAGAAAGUGACCCCCUGCACAGUCACAGCCUAUAGAGCAUCCCUUCUAUGUACCUACCUAGACAGAAAGUGACCCCCUGCACAGUCACACAGUCACAGCCUACAGAGCAUCCCUUCUGUGUACCUACCUAGACAGAAAGUGACCCCCUGCACAGUUAUACAGUCACAGCCUACAGAGCAUCCCUUCUAUGUACCCACCUAGACAGAAAGUGACCCCCUGCACAGUCACAGCCUGCAGAGCAUCCCUUCUAUGUACCUACCUAGACGGAAAGUGACCCCCUGCACAGUUAUACAGUCACAGCCUACAGAGCAUCCCUUCUAUGUACCUACGUGGACAGAAAGUGACCCCCUGCACAGUCACAGCCUACAGAGCAUCCCUUCUAUGUAUCUACCUAGACAGAAAGUGAUCCCCUGCACAGUCACACAGUCACAGCCUACAGAGCAUCCCUUUUAUGUACCUACCUAGACAGAAAGUGACCCCCUGCACAGUCACACAGUCACAGCCUGCAGAGCAUCCCUUCUGUGUACCUACCUGGACAGAAAGUGACCCCUGCACAGUUAUACAGUCACAGCCUACAGAGCAUCCCUUCUAUGUACCUACCUAGACAGAAAGUGACCCCCUGCACAGUCACAGCCUGCAGAGCAUCCCUUCUAUGUACCUACCCAGACAGAAAGUGACCCCCUGCACAGUUAUACAGUCACAGCCUACAGAGCAUCCCUUCUAUGUACCUACCUAG